CUACGGGAAUAAUCCCAGCUCCUACGAUCAGCGACCAUGAUGCAGUUUUUGCCUGUGUAAACGUUUGUGUGCGCCGUUUUCAACCUAGAUACAAAUGGAUACGGCUGGAGAGGAAAUUUGUAACCGAAGAAUUUCUUCAAGACUCCGCUAACCUACCGUUCUCCGUAAUAUAUGGAUUAGAAUCACCCGACGACAUGGUAAAUGCACUCAACACUUUGUUUAGUGAAUGUAUAGAGAGACACGCUCCAUUAAAAAGAAUCAAGUUAACACGCCCCCCUGCACCAUGGAUGAAUGCAAAUGAAAUACGAAAACUACAGGCGGAUCGGGACAGACUGCGCUUUGAAGCUCACAAAACCAACAGUGAUGAUUCUUGGAAGGCCUUUCGAGAAGUUCACAACAAGAUAAAGUCUGUUAUUAAUAAAACAAAACGAAACUUUAUUAAAACUGCUCUUUCUUCUAACAGACCAAAGGAGGUAUGGAGAAUGAUACACCAUAUUCUCCACCCUAAUAAGAAGCCUCUUCACGCAGAUCCAGAUAAACUCAAUGACUAUUUUAUUAAUACGAACGAAAGGACAUUAGGAACCAAGCCAGCUGCACUAUCAGAUCUACUUGAAUUCAUUGAUUCUCUUUCCGAUGGUACAACGCCACAGCAAUCAUUCUCUUUACGACCCGUUUCGCAUCGUGAGGUGUUGUGUGAAAUUGACAAACUCCGCUCAGACACAUCUACUGGCAUUGAUAAUAUACCGGUUAAGUUUGUAAAACUGGCGAGAGAACAUCUGGCGGGUCCUUUACAAUACAUAAUAAACAAUUGUAUUGCUAGGUCGACCUUUCCAGAAGCGUGGAAACUUGCAAGAAUAUCGCCCAUCCCUAAAAUAGAUCAACCUUUGUGUGAGGCGGACUAUAGACCUGUCUCAAUUUUGCCGGCGUUAUCAAAGGUAUUUGAGCGGCUUGUUUUAAAUCAGAUGAUUGCGUAUAUUGAAGAAAGGGCGCUUCUUGGAGCUACGAUAUCUGGAUUUCGAAAAGGGCAUUCGACAACAACU
This is a messenger RNA of Paramuricea clavata, 1040 nucleotides long. NCBI's taxonomy places the organism in Eukaryota, Metazoa, Cnidaria, Anthozoa, Malacalcyonacea, Plexauridae. The record is from the annotation of a GenBank genome assembly.